UGUACUUCUACUUUAAAUAAAUCUCUGAACAGUAUAAUUUCCAUUUUUUAUUUUUAUUAAAUUUUUUGGGUUCUCCGAUUUCGAAGGAAUCGUCCGCCGCCGGCCGCCGGAAUAUUCCCCAAGCAGAUUUAGCACCGCCAUUUAUGUAGAUCUGAUGCCGUUCUUUGAGGAUCAGGAAAUCACGUUGCGAAUCUGAGAAUGAAUUUACUACUGAAUCACACUAGCACUAAUGGAAAUGUCUGGUAGGCGAUGUGGAUUGUCACCCAGGAUCCUAUUAUGCUGUUGUUAAGCUUUCCUUGAAAUGUUUAGUUUUGAAGCUAUUUUGAAUUAAAGAAAUAAUAAAAGGAAAAGGAAAAGAAGGACGCGAGAUGGGAUCCAACAUAGAGGAAGCUGUUAGGGCCAAAGCAUUUGCAGAGCAGCAGUUCAUGCAGAAAAACUUUGCAGGCGCUAAAAAUCUUGCCCUCAAAGCCCAGAUGCUUUGCCCUGAGCUCGAGGGCAUAUCCCAAAUGGUGGCCACAUUUGGAGUCUACACGGCCUACGAGGCCAAAAUCAAUGGAGAGCCCGAUUUCUACUCUAUCCUCGGACUGGACCCUUGUGUAGACCGGUCCAAGAUAAAGAAACAGUACAAGAAGAUGGCCUUUCUGCUGCACCCCGACAAGAACAAGACCGCCGGCGCUGACGGGGCCUUCCGGCUCGUCUCCGAGGCGUGGGCCCUCUUGUCUGAUAACUCCAAGAGGAGCUCUUAUGACCAAAGAAGACAUCUGUUUUCGUCUUCCCACAGGAGGCUGGAUACGUUCUGGACUGUGUGCACGUCUUGUCACGUUCAGUACGAGUACCUCCGGAAAUAUGUCAACAAGCGGCUCUCCUGUAAAAACUGCCGUGGUGUGUUUGUUGCUGCGGAAACUGGGCUGGGCCCACAUGAUGGCGUUUUCCCUUAUGGAAAUUACUCGUACGCGCCUGAGAACGGCUACGCGGGCCACAGUUGUGGGGUUACAUAUGUACCAACGACCACGGGCUACUGUGGGCCCAAUGGGGCUUCCGCCCAUCACACCGGGUACAGAACCGAGUACGUCUCGAAUAUAUCGUUUCAGGGUACUCCAUCGCGAAAUCUCACUGGGAUUGUGGAUGCUAAUGGACUAUCCUCAUCGUCUUUUACCUUUUAUCAAGCUAACGGGGAGGGAAGCAAGUCCAGACCCGACGGAAAACAUCAGAAAGUGAAUGCUGCUGCUGCAUCUGAUGGGUACACUGCCUUCCAGGGCGAAAUUCCUCGGCCAAAGCGCGGACGGCCCCCCAAGAAGAUCAAAUCGGAGCCCGAAAAUAAUGCAGUCGAGCCGAAAGCAGCCAAUGGGAGUGCAACAGUGAAUCCCGAGAACUUGACGAGACGCGUCUCGGCGGCCCGUGUGAUUGACACUCGGCAGCUGUUGAUCGCUAAAGGCAGAUCCGUCAUCCGUAUGGAACUUGAAGAGAUGAUGCGGGAAGCUGAGGAGACCGAGAGGAGAAAAGCACUUGCGGCCGAAGCUUGCAAAUCCAUUGUUGCCGUUAAAAUACAACAGCCAGAACUCAAAAGAAGCGUUGCCAUGUCGAUCACGGUCCCCGAUUCCGACUUUCACGAUUUCGACAAGGACAGGUCCGAGGAAUGCUUCAAGCCCAAGCAAAUAUGGGCCCUGUAUGAUGAGGAUGACGGCAUGCCUCGUCUCUACUGUCUAAUACGUGAUGUCAUAUCGUUAAACCCGUUCAAGAUCUUCAUAAGCUACCUGAGCUCGAGGUCCGACACCGAGUUCGGGCUGGUCAACUGGCUGGACUCUGGGUUCACCAAAUCGUGCGGGAAUUUCAGGGUGUUCCAUUCGGAGACCAUUGAGCAGGUCAACAUAUUCUCUCACCUGUUGAGCCGUGAGAAAGCCGGGCGAGGAGGGUGCGUGAGGAUAUACCCGAGAAAAAGGGAUAUUUGGGCGGUUUAUAAAAACUGGUCGCCUGAUUGGGACAGGUCGACACCCACUGAUGUGAGGCACCAGUAUGAGAUAGUUGAGGUUCUUGAUGAGUAUUCGGAGGAAAAGGGUGUGUGGGUGAGGCCUGUGAUAAAGCUUGACGGGUACAAGACGGUUUACCAGAGGAAUCGGGAUGAUGGUGCUGCUAGGUGGAUACCGAGAAGAGAAAUGUUGCGUUUCUCGCACCAAGUGCCUUCUUUCCCGCUUGAGGUUGAGAAGACAAAUUUGCCCGAGGGCUGUUGGGAUCUCGACCCGGCUGCCACCCCUGAUGAGUUUCUCCGCAGCCAAACAGAUUUGGAGGACCAUAAAAAUCAGGGCAAGGUUUGCGGCUCCAACCCUGACGAGAGAGGAUCGAUCGAUAUGAAUCUGGGGUAAAAGCUUAUGAAAACAUGCAAGGAUUUUCAUUCAGGGUUAAGGUAAUGUGGAGUUUUAAGAGUAUCCCUUUAAGUGUGUUGCCGCAGGUGAUACGCGAGUGGGAAAAACAGAGUUAGAAACUUUGUAUUUCGAAAAAAGUGUGCAUAAGAGUACAGAUUUGAAGAGUCUGUGUUGAUCCUGUUGUGAGAAGGUUGAAGAUAGUUUGGAGGAUUGUAGAACUAAUCAUUGGCCCUCCCUUUAAUGUUGUGGGGAAGCUUUUUAAAUCUGUUUGAGCAUUUGUAAUCGGAAUUGUUACAACAGUUGACCCGUGGUUCUAUAGAGACGUUGUUGUUGAUGAUGUUUGCUUUCUCCUCCUCCUUUUUUCUUAUUUGUUUAUCUUUUUUGGCUGUGUUCAAGUUAUGUAACUGGUAUCCAUAUUUAUGUUUUCUAUACAUUUGCGUAAUGGUGUGUUGAGAAUUGAGAUUGUGACGUGACGUUUGUUUUAUGUUGUCAGUGUCUGACCUGCGGGUCACGAACUACAUGUGUGCACUGUGGUUGAUUGGUUCUGUUGUCCUCGAGCAAUAUUAAGUGGAAGAAUAAAU
This is a messenger RNA of Striga asiatica, 2941 nucleotides long. The record is from the annotation of a GenBank genome assembly. NCBI's taxonomy places the organism in Eukaryota, Viridiplantae, Streptophyta, Magnoliopsida, Lamiales, Orobanchaceae.